Molecule: messenger RNA, 960 nt
Organism: Tribolium madens (black flour beetle)
Lineage: Eukaryota; Metazoa; Arthropoda; Insecta; Coleoptera; Tenebrionidae
Product: protein 60A-like
Exons: 3
Coding region: 1-960 (319 amino acids)
Biological process (GO): SMAD protein signal transduction; BMP signaling pathway
Cellular component (GO): extracellular region
Molecular function (GO): growth factor activity; cytokine activity
Source: RefSeq, a predicted model, not a curated record
AUGAAAAUCAGUUUCGUGUUUUGUCUAGUGUUUCGCGAGGUUUUAACUGUUGUUUAUCUCGAUAAUGGGGUUGAUCAGACUUCAGUCAGCCGCUUCAAGGGCCCCGAAAUCGAAUUGGAGAUUUUAAACCUUCUGGGGCUCCCAAACCGGCCGAAAAAAGUCAACAAUUCGGUCACAAAAUCAGCGGCCAAGUACAUUUUAAACAUUUACAACACUUUAAUGGAGAAAAGUGAUGGCCAUUCCAGAAGGAAACGAAGUGUGAGUGAAGAGGAAACUGUUGUUGAAAACAGCGACGUAAUUAUGACCUUCUCGCCCAUUUCAAAAAACCCCAAAAGACGCGAAAAGGGCAAAAAACUUUGGUUCAACGUGACUGAAAUGUCGCUCGCUGAAACCUUGCUCAGCGCCGAACUGAAGCUUUACCAAAAAGGGGCCCUGAAAAAGUCGGGGCUUUAUUUAUCGGUUUAUCCGGUCGAGAAGCCGGGUCGGGAAAUCCGCCCCGAAGACAUCGGUUUGGCCACCUCGACGAGCCCCUUCAUCGUCGCUUUUCUCAAAGCCCCCACGCGCGUCCAGCCGCGAAGAAGCGUUCGUGCGUUGAGUGCGAAACACAACUAUGUUUCAGUCAUGAAGCACCAACACGGAACCAGUUGUCGCAUACACACCCUGUAUAUAAGUUUCAAGGACUUGAAGUGGCAGGACUGGGUAAUAGCGCCUGAAGGAUAUGCGGCUUAUUAUUGCGCCGGCGAGUGCAAUUUUCCUCUGACUGCCCAUAUGAACGCCACAAAACAUGCUCUAGUUCAGAGUUUGGUGCAUUUGAUUCAACCUAAGAGGUUCCCGAAGCCGUGUUGUGCACCCACGGAGUUGGCACCGAUUCCUCUUGUUUAUUAUUUGGACGCAGGGACUAGCAAUGUUGUGCUGAAGAAGUAUAGUAAUAUGGCUGUUAAAAGUUGCGGGUGUCAUUGA